AUGAGGGCGGAGCCGAAUCCGAGCGUCGGGGAGCAUGACCCACGUGAAAGCGUCUCGUUAUCAGACCGGUCAGGGAACAUUAUGACCGAUUGCUGCGCCUCGCUCUUGGACACAGAAUGGCCAAACAUACUAGGUGAACGGUGCUUCACUCCAUCUGAUGAGGAAGUAUUAUCGAGUGCAACACGGGAGCAACGCAUUGAGAGAGGCAUUGAGGCACCCUCUUUUGAGUCCCUACUACAAGAAAUUAUGAAGUGUUACCGAGCAUUCUGUAACUGCUCAGGGACGGUACAUUUUAAACACUUGGAAUUUGAGCGUUUUUUGCGGCGCUGUUUAUUCGCAGCACACGAAACUAAUGGAUUAAGUGUUUCCUCACCUUUGGAGGGCACUACUUGCAAGCCUUUUUGGUUGCAUUACCCUCCGUCAUAUUUUCUCAUGGCACAUGAUGUCGUUCAGAGCGUAGAGUGCGGCACCCCCCAUUCUUCCAACGACGACUCAAAAACAUCAAGCGCAACAACGGCAACACUGCACCGAACACCAUCCGAAGACUUGAGUUUCACCGGUGACAGUGAAAAUGAAGCCAAACGGCGAGAGCACCUUCGCCAACUGUAUAUUCUCUCUGUGCAACCCGUAGUACCCCGCACCAUACGGAAAAAGCUAGCACAAUGCGCGAAGCGGGAGAGUGCUGCCUCUCCGGGAGCUCUAGCUGAAGCAGUGCGGUACAUGUUGGAUGUAUAUUUCUUUUUCAUACGCAUGCAGUUUCUCCCUCCCUUCAACCGGCCGACGGGUUCUAUGUACUCGACGUGCGUCCAGUUCAUGACACGUGUCCGUGGGCGUCUGUUAACGCCGGAGGUUGCCGUCCGGUUCACUGAGGUCGCAUUAGUCCUGAUACUGCUUUCUGUCAAGCACCAGUCUGCUACCCGGUGCGCUUUAGAUGAGACCACCGACAGCGCGGUGUCAUCCCGACUGGAACUUCAGUUUUUGUUCAGCACAUACUUUCCGGCAUUAGUUGUCGCAUUUCUUAGCGCCUCGCCGCUUCAGUCUAUGGAGGAAUUGCGGCACUCCCUUACUCGAACUGACUUGGCAGAGUGUCUGCCAACGUUGCAAACCUGUCGGAAGGGGGCGGAGCUCGUUAGAGAGUUGUUUGACUUCUCGCAAGGGGCCGCUCCGCUGUGGAGUGUUACGCUCAGCGAAGUGGUGGCUUUUGCCACGCAACAUUUGCAGCAGAAAGACAAAGGCAAUGAAGAUGGUAACAGCCAUGCCUGCAUCACUUCCGUCCUGGGGGUGCCUUCGUCAGUGGAUGACUGCUUGUUUGUUUGCGAUGACACAACACUGGACUGCCUGUUGCGUUCCGCACCCAAGAGUGUACAAAAGACUGAAGAAGCGGGACAUGAGCGGCUAAGAAAAGAAAUAAAUCAGACAUUCCACCGAAACCAAACUGGCAUGAGCCCGGAAUCGGAUGAAUUCCACCGUAAGGCAAUGCGGGUGACCUCCUCGUCGCCGAGUGGUCCGUACAACACACUUUACUUUUCCCUACACACACUCGCCAACAUGGAGAGCCUCAGUCCCACGGCCUUAUCCCUUCUGCUCACAGCAAUUGAGAAAUGUUUGGGACCUAAAGGUGAUCUCCAGCCCCUUUGCACCUUUGCCUCGUCUGAAGUUUGUACAUCCCUUCCGGUAAUUGCAGCAGAGUUGCUGCGGGUGGUUGUGAGUGUGCUUGAAGCGGAGAGAUCAAUGAAAUUCAUGGAGGUAAUAAAUGAAGUUAGGGAUUUGGUUUAUCGCGGCAGGGAAAGCUUAUGA
Trypanosoma brucei brucei TREU927 is the source of this 1797-nucleotide messenger RNA. RefSeq lists its product as hypothetical. Bases 1 to 1797 code for a protein of 598 amino acids. The record is from RefSeq and is a predicted model, not a curated record. The transcript has a single exon. NCBI's taxonomy places the organism in Eukaryota, Euglenozoa, Kinetoplastea, Trypanosomatida, Trypanosomatidae.